GGCCACAAAGCGGUCCUCCACUGGUGGGUGCGCAGUCCAUGUCGGGAGGGGUGGGUGGGGGUUCACCAAACACGCACACACCGAUGGAGGGUCGGACUUCGCCGUCUUUUGCACACUCCCCACCGACCACCAAUCACAUUCGCCCACAAAACUUGUACUCCUCAGACCCCGGUGUCAACCGUGGUGCCGCUUCUCUGCUUGGCCCGCAUGCCAACGUCUACAACUCCGAUGUCCCCAUGCCCAACCAUUCUCAUGAUUCGAGUGUAGAGGAGCCCGUCAUCGAUGGGGCGUUUGGUGCCGCUUUCACCGAACCUGCGAUGGAUAUCGCUGGGACACAAAGUGGAACACCUGCGAGUGUCGAGGUCGCAGACGACGAAGGCGGUGCGCACUGCGGCGAUGCAACAUCGCCAGCGGGAAGUGGAAAAAGGGCCGUUUGGGAGGAGGGGGGGGGUCACGGGGGACAGAGCAAGGCGAAGGCGAAAGAGCGAAAGCCGGAGUGGACACACAAGGAGAGCAUGGCGCUUGUGAGGCUGCGCUUCGAAGAGGACUGCGCACAGCAAAGCAGAGAGCGCACGACACUUGGCAAAAUGUCGUCUUCUCCGAUGCGCGGUGUUGGCAAGGUUGUGGACAUGGCCGGAGAUUUCGCGCUGACCCACAAGCAGCUUAUCGAGCAAGUGCAUGAGCUGGCCCGUAAGCGCGGGGUGCUGUUCACUCACGUAUCGGCUAUGGUGGAGGAGCUCCAGCGUCUGCAGGGUGAGCUGGAGAAGGCGAACAUGAGAGAGGGGCUUGCUAUGUCGAGAGCCGAAGCUGCGGAGCGACAAGUUGGUUCUCUGAGGGAGGAAGUGGCCCGCCUGCAACACCAGUUGUCGCUUUACGAAGGGGCCUCUGACCAUACCCCUGCAGAGCCCGAUAGUUUUGUCACAAGACUCACAACUUUGCAGAGCCCUGGCCGCAUGCAAGGUGGAACCGUCGCCAAUGUGAUAGUGUUGGUGGGUCACAUGCGACGUGACUCUAGUGUGCGCACACCUCCGCAUCGGCCGGUGCCCGCCGAGGCGAGAUCGCCUUCAUCGCUGCCCGUAGUGUCGCCGGACAUGAACCGUCGUGACGUUACGGCGGUCGCUGAACAAUUGAGGAGAAGUAUGUGUAUGGAGGGCGAUUCCCUGAGUGGGUAUAGGUAGUUGUGUGUUGCAGGUUAGCAUUUCAAAGCUCCACACCGCCGGUUGCAGGCUGUUUUGGUUGUUUUUUUUUUUUACACGGCAAAAAUGUGUCGGUUCCUUUCUUGACCCCGGCUAUGGCUGAACAGGUCCUAUUUUUGGUUUCCGUAGUCGGGUGAGCGGGUGGGAUGAUCUCACCUGCAGUUGUGUGCGUCAUCGGCAUAGUCUUUAUUUACAGGUCUGACGGAGGCUUCCCUGUGUUUUUUUGGCCAAGAACAGAAUGCAAGACUAUUUUUUUUUCAGUGUGGACCAACGCCAUCUUCCAUGUUUUGCAAUGGGUUCUUCGGUGGCCAUGUGCGAGGGCAUGUGAAGUGUUCGUAUGUGUUUGGAUAAACUUUUGUAAAUGAC
Chara braunii is the source of this 1562-nucleotide messenger RNA. Lineage: Eukaryota; Viridiplantae; Streptophyta; Charophyceae; Charales; Characeae. The record is from the annotation of a GenBank genome assembly.